CCCCCUAGUGUCACCUGAGUGUAAUUUCCCUCCCAGUCCAAUGCUGUAGUUCUCCGCUGAGCGUUGGCAGAGUGAGCAGCUGUGGACAGCAGUGGUGCUGAAACGGGAGUGUGUGAGUAAUCCUACAAGCUAUUUUGCUAUUCAUGAACCUCUACACUCGAGUAGAGGAGGAUCGCGGAUCAUCUUGCACUCAAGUAUUUAUGGAGAGUGCUAUUGGUAUUACAAACAUCCAUAAGUAAGCCGGAGGUCUGCAAUUCUAUGCGCGGUCACGCUUUUCUCCGUCUGGCCACACCGUAUACAUGCCAUAAAUGCCUAGAAAAGCCAGGACUCCUCCAACUCCGAAUGUGAUGCAUCUGUACGACAGGAAAAUCACUCGGCUAAGAUGGGUAAUAAGCAGACGAUAUUUACUGAUGAACAGCUAGACGCCUACCAGGACUGCACAUUUUUUACCCGCAAGGAAAUCCUUCGGUUACAUGGAAGAUUCCAUGAACUGGCUCCACAUUUAGUUCCCAUGGAUUACACAAAUGACCCUGAUGUUAAAGUCCCUUUAAGCCUCAUAGUCAAUAUGCCAGAGCUGAAGGAAAAUCCUUUCCGUGACAGGAUUGUGGAAUCCUUCUCUGAGGAUGGCUUGGGGAACCUCAGCUUCAACGACUUUGUCGACAUGUUCUCAGUUCUGAGUGAAAUGGCCCCCCGAGAGUUAAAGGCCAUUUAUGCUUUUAAAAUAUAUGAUUUCAAUGUGGAUAAUUACAUCUGCAAGGAGGACCUUGAGAAGACACUGAACAAGCUGACGAAGGAGGAGCUGACACCCGAGGAGGUGAUCCUGGUGUGUGAGAAGGCGAUUGAAGAAGCUGACCUAGAUGGAGACAGCAAGCUCUCCUUCGCUGACUUUGAAAACAUGAUUUCCAGGGCUCCUGAUUUUUUAAGCACCUUCCAUAUACGAAUCUGAGCGGGCUUCUACUACAUCAACAGCGAUUCCUUGGAGUCCCUGACUACAACUUGAAUCCUUCUUGAAAAACGAUGGACACAUAUAUAGUGCAAAGCAGUGCCUGCCCUCUACAUCUCUGAAGAGUUUUCUCUUGGUCCUAUUUGAACAGUACUCACUUCUUGGGGAAGCUGGAUUUUGGAUCUCUUUGGCUAUAUUUGUUUUUUUCUAAAGGAAGCACACUUUAGAAUGAGGAAUGCUGAAAAAAAUGCAUGACUAUUAUCCCCUGCUGGAAAGAUUCCACAGUUGGCUAAGAUUCUCAGAGUGGAAGUAAUAACAAUGCCUGGAGGUUGAACAUCUGUGUGGGCAUUUCUCAUAUAACCAUGUGGUGUUUGAGGAAGACACCACUGGAAUAUGGACUUAAGGUGUUAUGCUUGUUCAUUUGUCUAUGGCACCACUGAUUCAGACAUCAGACACUCUCCUCCUGUUGUCUCCUCUUGUUUAAAAUUGAGAAAGAUGGACAAAACAAGGAAGAGCAAAAAGAUAGGAUGUAGAAAUUGCCAGGAGAGAGAGAGAGAGAGAGAGAGAGAGAGAGAGAGAGAGAGAGAGAGAGAGAGAGAGAGAGAGAGAGAGAGAGAGAGAGA
This is a messenger RNA of Tachysurus fulvidraco (yellow catfish), 1566 nucleotides long. RefSeq names its product calcium and integrin binding family member 2 (gene cib2). Lineage: Eukaryota; Metazoa; Chordata; Actinopteri; Siluriformes; Bagridae. The transcript has 6 exons. The coding region runs from base 383 to 946 and encodes 187 amino acids. The record is from RefSeq and is a predicted model, not a curated record. Gene Ontology annotation, molecular function: calcium ion binding.